AGGAGAUAACAUCUCGGAGCGCUGGAUCCACUGAAAUAUCAAGUUUGAACCAAAGGGUGACUUACAAUUGUGAAAUACAUGUGAACCGUCGUACAUAUUUAAUCAAAAGCUAAAGCGUAAUUGAGAAAUAAGAUUUGAAUUAUUACUUUCGAGGAUACUUAGCUGAACCCUGGUGUCCUAGUUCAGGAGAUACCUAGAGCUGAACCCUUGUGUCCUAGUUCAGGAGAUAUCUACAGCUGAACCCUGAUUUCUCAAGUUUAAGAAGAUACCUAGAGCUGAAUCCUGGUUUCCAAGUUCAGGAGAUACAUAGAGCUGAAUCCUGGUUUCCUAUAUCAGGAGAUUCCUAGAGCUGAAUCCUGGUUUCCUAGUUCAGGAGAUACCUAGAGCUUAACCCUGGUUUCCUAGUUCAGGAGAUACCUAGAGCUGAACCCUGGUUUCCUAGUUCAGGAGAUACCUGGAGCUGAACCCUGGUGUCCUAGUUCAAAAGAACUGAACCCAGGUUUUUUAAGUUUAAGUGAUACCUAGAGCUGAACCCUAGUUUCUCAAGUUUAAGUGAUACCUGGAGCUGAAUCCUAGUUUCCUAGUUCAGAAGGAUACCAGCACAGAAGCUUCCCCUUGUAUCCUGUUUAAGGAAUACUAACUAAAACUAAGUAGGCAAUCUAAAUCUAUACCCAGUCUGUACCUAGAUAAGAUAUAUGGUGUGAAAACAAAAAGUAAAAACAGAAAAGUGGAGAAGCAAUGUUUAACUAAAACAAAUCUUGAUGAAUCUGCAGCCCGUAGUCCAGACAUGACGGACUUCAAGGCCAGCGUGGUUGCCUACGAGGUCCAAAAGAGCUUCGCCAACACCUUCUUCACCAACAGGACUGUUGCGAAGUCCCUGAUCGACGACACCAGUGCUCGUCUACUAGACAACCUCUACCUCCUUCUAAAAACUUAUACUGGGAACAAAGAUGAAUCUAAGAAGACGGUUCGGAAUAUAAUCAAGAUCUCCGUCAAGAUCGGAAUGCUCCAGAGAGGGGAGAAGUUCUCAGACCCGGAGAAGGACGGGUUGGUUCAGAUCCAGAGAAAACUCCGGAUGGUAGCUAUGACACUAGUCAGUUUUUUCCAGGUUGAUCAUACUUAUGACAGAAUAUUCGUAAUUAAGCAACUUGGCGAACUUGAAGAUCUUCUCAUCAACCUCAUUCAACCUCAUCUUACAGAUAAAUCAAUUGGGAGAGUUGAUCAAAUAUUCACGGUGGUUAAAACUGGGGAGUUUCUGGAUAGUAUUUAUGUUCCUAAUAAAAACCUAGACAUGAGGGACAUCAUGGGGAGGGUGGUGGAGGACGUAAACUCAUGUAUAGAGGCCGGCACCCUCUAAUCAGGGAGGCCAAUGACAGCAUAGAUACAUAAGAGGCUGGCCCUUUAUUUAGGGAGGUCAAUGACGUAACCUUCAUUAAAGAGGCCGAUACCCUUUAAGGACAAUAAAAUGGUAAACAUCGAUUCCCUAUGUAGAAGGAGGUCGCUGAUCAAUCUAUACAGAAUCCAUCGCCUUUCUAGGAAUGUGUUUCAUGGCCUCAAAGACGUUGACUUAAUUCAAAAAGGCCGAUAUACUUUUAAAGACAUUGGUUUUUGUAAUUAUAACUGUAAACCUCGGCUUUCUGAACAGGGUGGUCAAUGACUUCGCCUGGACGUUAGUUUUAUUACAGAGGCCGACCAUGUGAGUAUAGGAAGGUCAACGACGACAAUUAAAUAUAGAAUAAAAAGCCUUUAAAAUAGUGAUAAAGACGUCAAAAGACUAAAAAUGAAUAUAUCCAAAGCCGCUCAAUAAGAUGCUUUUAAAAAUGAUAUUAACUCUUGUCUUUUAUACUGUUAAAACCAAUAAAAUGUAAUAAUAUAUACAUGCUCGAGCUUUACAAAAAAGACUCGUAAUAGAACAGUUAAAAUAGUUUUAAUCCGAACAAGAAUCCUUUUUAUCCCUUUAAAGUAGAUUUUAGACUUUUAUAAGUAAUAUUUCAUAAAGAAACCCCCCCCCCCCGGCCCAAUGAUACACAACGGAAGUCUGAAUUAUUUAUUCUAAUCGAUGCCAACCCAAUGUUCCUUAUAGGUCUGGGAUAUGUAUGUAAAAUCAGUUCUGUGUUGAAUUACAAAUCAAAUUAUGAAAUAUAUACCGCGCCUUUAUAUAUUUCAAGUCAGGCUUAUUGCUUAUAUAUAUACUUUGAUUUGUUUUGAUUUACCUAGUUUAUCAAGUGUAGGAUAAUUAUUAAAGUGAUUUUAAGCGAUCCUUGUCUUCAAGAUUGUCAACUGUGAUCGGGGUAUUUCCGAAGUAAAGAAUAUUGUCAAAAUUGGUUCAAAUUCUGACGCAGAUAUCUUCGUGAGAGGGUCGCGACUGCAAUUACAAUUUUAAGAAUUUGACAAGACUUGCUUAAAUUCGUAAACAGACCCUGAAUAUUGAAAAUAUAUGUAUUCAACAAAUGUGAUAUUUUUAAAAGAAUAAAUAUUGAAAAUUGA
Messenger RNA from Eurytemora carolleeae, 2487 nucleotides. RefSeq names its product tumor necrosis factor alpha-induced protein 8-like protein (gene sigmar). NCBI's taxonomy places the organism in Eukaryota, Metazoa, Arthropoda, Copepoda, Calanoida, Temoridae. Gene Ontology annotation, cellular component: cytoplasm. The record is from RefSeq and is a predicted model, not a curated record. Gene Ontology annotation, biological process: regulation of apoptotic process. The transcript has 6 exons. Bases 788 to 1357 code for a protein of 189 amino acids.